CGCAGCCUCACCUUGACCAACUCCAACUCCAGCACGUCAAGUCUUCUGUCUGCUGCUCGAGUCACGGCCUCUCCUUUUUUGCGGCUCUUUCCCCUUCCUUUCCUUUUCUUUUCCCUUCUCCUCCAAAGAUUAUCCAAGAUGCUCUCGGGCGUGCUCAUCUUCAACCAAAAGGGCGAGAAUCUCAUCUUCCGCGCCUUUCGCAACGACUGCCGCCCUCGCCUUGCCGACGUCUUUCGCAUCCAAGUCAUUUCCAAUGCCCAGGUCCGAUCGCCCAUCUUGACGCUGGGCAGCACGACUUUCAGCCAUGUCAAGCACGAAAACAUUUACCUCGUCGCCAUCACCAAGAGCAACGCCAAUGCCGCGCUGGUCUUUGAGUUCCUCUACCGGCUGAUUCAGCUGGGAAAGGGGUACUUUGGCAAGUUUGACGAGGAGGCCGUCAAGAACAACUUUGUGCUGGUCUACGAGCUGCUGGAUGAAAUCAUCGACUUUGGCUAUCCGCAAAACACCGAGACAGACACGCUCAAAAUGUACAUCACCACCGAAGGAGUCAAGUCCGAGUCGCGCCCCGAAGACACGUCCAAAAUCACCAUGCAGGCCACCGGCGCGCUGUCAUGGCGAAAGGCAGACGUCAAGUACCGCAAGAACGAGGCCUUUGUUGAUGUCAUCGAGGACGUCAACCUGCUCAUGUCUGCCACCGGCGCAGUUCUGCGAGCGGAUGUCACGGGCCAGAUCGUUAUGCGCGCCUAUCUGUCCGGCACCCCCGAGUGCAAGUUUGGCCUCAACGAUCGACUGCUGCUGGAUAACGACGGACUGUUGAGCCUGCCCAGCGGCAACAAGAUGGGCACAAAGGCCACCAAGGCCGCUGCGGGAAGCGUCACGCUGGAGGACUGCCAGUUCCACCAGUGCGUCAAGCUGGGCAAGUUUGACACAGACAGAAUCAUCAGCUUCGUCCCGCCCGACGGCGAGUUCGAGCUCAUGCGCUACCGUGCCACGGAAAACGUCAACCUCCCCUUCAAGGUACACGCCAUCGUCAACGAGGUCAGCCGCACAAAGGUCGAGUACAGCAUCGGCGUCAAAGCCAAUUUCGGUUCCAAGCUCUUUGCCACCAAUGUCAUCAUCAAGAUCCCGACUCCCCUCAACACCGCCAAGAUCACCGAGCGUUGCACACAGGGCAAGGCCAAGUACGAGCCCAGCGAGAACGUCAUUGUCUGGAAGAUUGGCAGGUUCACGGGCCAGAGCGAAUACGUCCUCACUGCCGAGGCUUCCCUGACCAGUAUGACAAACCAAAAGGCGUGGAGCCGGCCGCCCCUGAGCAUGAAUUUUAGCUUGCUCAUGUUUACCAGCUCAGGCUUGCUGGUACGCUAUCUAAAGGUCUUUGAGAAGAGCAACUAUUCCAGUGUCAAGUGGGUGCGGUACAUGACGAGAGCAGGUUCAUAUGAAAUAAGAUUUUGAGGUGAUUUGACUGUAUGAUGAUGGAUUUAUGGCAUGUAUGGCGUUGAAGGAUACUCGGGCAAAAAGCUUUAAUAUCAUUGCAUCUUUUUAUUUCCCUUUCUCGAGCAUGACUUCCCUUCCACAACCGAGGCUGCAAUCCAUUCUACGAGGAUAUGACAGCUUCAGCAGUGGAAAGCUUGUGACACACUCAAUUUGACAGCCCCCCUUUCGUGCUGCAUACCCCUCGGAUCCGUCCGCGGAUGGCUGCAGAAAAUCUCAGAUCUACCCCUU
Molecule: messenger RNA, 1722 nt
Organism: Trichoderma harzianum CBS 226.95
Lineage: Eukaryota; Fungi; Ascomycota; Sordariomycetes; Hypocreales; Hypocreaceae
Exons: 3
Coding region: 139-1452 (437 amino acids)
Biological process (GO): intracellular protein transport; clathrin-dependent endocytosis
Cellular component (GO): cytoplasmic vesicle; AP-2 adaptor complex
Molecular function (GO): clathrin-cargo adaptor activity
Source: RefSeq, a predicted model, not a curated record